Messenger RNA from Drosophila gunungcola (fruit fly), 1137 nucleotides. RefSeq names its product microfibril-associated glycoprotein 4. NCBI's taxonomy places the organism in Eukaryota, Metazoa, Arthropoda, Insecta, Diptera, Drosophilidae. The record is from RefSeq and is a predicted model, not a curated record.
CAUUGUGCAUUAAAAUGUUUAGCGAAUUGCAAAUCACUAUAUUCCAAUCAAUUCGCCGUCGAAAUGAGGUUCACUGGUUGGAUUGGUUUUUCUGUUUCCAUUACAUUUCAUUUGAUUACAUUUUGUCAUGCGGAGACGAUGAAUGUAGUUGAAAAAUUGGACGCUAUUUAUGAGCAGUCAGAAAAUGUGCUUUCCAGCUUAAAGGAGGCACUUUUGCAAUCCCAAACUAAUGACAGCUCACAUACAAACCCAAAGGUAUUUCCCACUUCCUGUCUAAAUUUCGGAGCUUAUGAAAACGGUGUGUAUACCCUGGAAGUCCCAGGCUUGAGUCCAUUUCAAGUGUACUGCGAAAAUAAACUAGCUGGUCCCGGAUGGAUUGUGAUCCAGAGAAGAUUUAGUGGAAACCUUAGCUUCUUUCGUAAUUGGAAGGAGUACAAGAACGGAUUUGGAGACCUUAUGGACGAGUAUUUUCUUGGUCUCGAAAAGAUUCGUGCCUUGACUGCUUUGGAGCCCCACGAAUUGUAUAUCCAUCUGGAGGAUUUUGAUGACACAAUAAAACACGCAAAGUUCGAUGAGUUUGCGAUUGGAAACGAAGAGGAUGACUACGCUAUGAAUGCACUGGGAAAGUAUUCCGGUACUGCGGGUGAUUCCCUUCGAUCGCAUCGUAAAAUGAAGUUUUCCACCUACGACAGGGACAACGAUCUUGAGUUUAAUAGGAACUGUGCGUUCUACUAUCUCGGGGGAUGGUGGUACAAUGCCUGUCUGGAUAGCAACCUCAAUGGCCAGUAUAUGCCCGGUGGCAAAUACGAGGAGAAAUUGUUUGCCAGGGGCAUGUGCUGGCGUUCUUGGCGUGGCCACAACUAUGGAUACAGAAUCACCCAAAUGUUGAUAAGACCCAAGUGCCGAAAUGUACCCGUGAUUCACCACUGACACUUGACAAGGCGUUUCCACAAAAUAUUAUACUCGUUUGCUGUUUACUCCCUUUGGUUUAAUGGCUUCAAGAUCAACGUGAAAACAUUUUGUUAUGUACUUGAUUAAUAUGCAAAAUGUGUUGUCAUUGAAUCAUCACAGUUUUGCCGAGCACAUUAAUCGGAAUCUCAAACAGGAACGCAAAAUAUACUGUAGUGUUCAAUGAAA